CACUUUAACCCACUUGAAGUGUAGAUGAUUAUAUCCUUCCACGUGAAAUUCAUAAACAAUAUGACAGAGCUAAAGAAUAUCAAUAUAAAUAGCAGAACAUUUGUCACAGACAUAAAUGAAGGUACACAUACAAAGCAUGGUGAGAUUUCAAGUAGCCAAGUACCGCAUGGGAAUGGAAGUGAAGACGAAUUCAUAUUUGGGGGAAAUGAAAACGAUGCCACAAAAGACAAUUGCGUUACAAAUCCAAUGAUUUAUGGAAUAGAGGAUAAAACACCGAUUCACCUUGCCAUUAUUUAUGGCUUGCAGCAAGUUUUACUAAGUCUGAGUGCAACAAUUGCGAUACCUUUACUCAUAUCAAGGAAUAUUUGUGCACGUGACGAGGACGUGAAUGACGUCACUGUUAAGAUACUAGGCACAUUUUUAGUGACGUGUGGAAUAGCUACAUUUCUUCAAAGUACAUUUGGAGUAAGACUGCCCAUCAUACAAGGGGGGUGCCAUUCAUAUAUGGUGCCAUUCUUUUCCCUCAUGUCGCUAGAGAAAUGGAAAUGUCCAGAAUUGAACAAUAGCACUGUUAGCGCAGCAGGUUACAAUAUCACGCCAAUGGUUAAUAUGACAUCAGCAAUGGAUAAUGCAACAUUAGCAAUGAAUAAUGUGACAUCUACAGCCUUCGACAGUGCAUCAGAUUAUGAUAGCGAUGAAGUAUGGAAAGCCAGAAUAAGAGAGCUUCAAGGAGGAAUUAUGUUGGCGUCUGUCACUCAAGUGGUUAUCGGAAUGACAGGCUUGUUUGGUGUGAUAUUAUCAUUUGUUGGACCAUUGACGGUUGUCCCCACUGUGUCGUUAAUCGGAAUAUCUUUAGCUGAUAUUGCAGUAGAGAAUAACAAACAACAAUGGGGAAUAGCACUUUUAACCAUUGGUUUGAUCAUCUUGUUUUCACUCUUUCUAAAAGACAUACAGUUACCUGUACCAGCGUACAACAAAGAGAAGAAAUGCCACACGAAGAAACUGAAUAUUUUUAAAACUCUUUCAAUUAUCAUAGCCAUAGGUUUGUCAUGGAGCGUAUGCGCAAUACUCACUGCUACUAAUGCCUUACCAGAGACUGAAGGCAAGAUCGGCUACAGGGCAAGAACUGAUACAAAAUUGAGCCUUUUGAAAACUGCUCCGUGGAUUUUCAUUCCCUAUCCAGGCCAAUGGGGGACACCCACUGUAAGCUUAGCAAGCUAUGUCGGUAUGAUGGCUGCAACUUUACAAUCUAUCAUAGAAUCUGUGGGUGACUACUACGCAUGCGCAAGAGUCUGCGCAGUAUGCCCUCCACCGGCACAUGCUGUUAAUAGGGGUAUUGCAAUGGAGGGAUUGUCUAGCAUCAUAUGUGGCGCAUAUGGUUCUGGCGGAGCAACUACAUCAUACAGUCAAGACAUUGGAGCCAUUGGCUUUACAAGGGUAGCAAGUAGACUGACCUUCCAAAUGGCGGGAUUGAUAUUCAUUCUUUGUGGCAUAUUCGGCAAAUUCGGGGCUGUUCUUACUAUGAUGCCGGACCCUGUGGUUGGAGGUAUAGUGACCGUUAGUUUUGGAAUGGUCAUAUCGGUGGGCCUCUCUAAUCUCCAGUUUGUCCAGCUGAAUUCGACACGGAACCAGUGUAUUCUUGGGUUGUCUUUUAUGAUGGGAAUUGUUAUACCUCGUUGGUUAUACCAGUCACCAGGUGCCAUUCGAACAGGCAACACCGAACUGGAUCAAGCAUUGUUGGUUUUGCUCAAAACGGCUAUGUUUGUCGGUGGUGUAACUGGCUUUAUUUUGGAUAACAUUGUUCCAGGAUCUGAAGAGGAACGAGGUAUAAGAGGCUGGAGGGAACAUACUAUUGCUGAGGACGGGGUAAAUGUGAUGGACAAAACGAUUGAGGUAUAUGACCUUCCUUGGAUAACCCCAUUCUUGAAGAGACAUGCACCAAGGUGGAUACCAUUUUUGCCAUCAUUUGGAGGAUAUCCAACCUGUCGAAGAUGUAGAAGAAAAGCAAAUACAAGACUCUGUUGAAACAAUGAUAUCACCAUGUGUUGUUACGUGAUAUUACCAUAAGUUGUCACGUGAUGUUAAUGUGUGUUGCCACGUGAUAUUACCAUGUGUUGUCACGUUAAUGUCGUUUCAGCAUGCAGACAUUUGUAGCAUUGUCCAUUUUAUGAUAUUUUACAUUGAACAAUCCUAAUUUAUCGCAUUCUUCUCUUUGUAACGGGUCUUUUUGAUAGACUUUUAAUAUUCACUGUUUGUGUCAACUACAAUGUAUGUAAUCUUGUUGUAUCUGUCUCCGACUAUUCAAUACUGCGUGUUUACUUUUUAUUUUAAACAAUCCUCACUUUUCCAUGCUGUGUUCAAUUCAUUUUUCAGGUCAUGCCAAUUAAUUCGAGUUGGCUGGUCACGUUAUGCAAUUGAGAUUUUGUACAGAAUUUCACAUAUACGUUUAUUUUAUUUUGACAUAUACUUUCGUAUGUUACAUUAAUCUUGAAUGUUUAUUUCAUUAUUGCCACCCCAGGCCUAACAGAAAAUAACAACACUUGAAUUAUUGCUUCGUUUUUUUGUUUGUUUACAUACCUUCCAAUUUUGGUUAUGCCAUUUCUAUCAGCCUUUGAUAAUUUGCAUCAUAUCGUUAAAGGUAAAAACACUAACAUAAGAAACUCCAUGAUAAAUUAUCAUCACAUGUUAUUUAAGAAUAACUGAUUCAAACAAAAUGUCUCAUUCGUACGAUAAUGUAAUAGAAACCCUCGUCACAAUAAUCAAGAUGCGAGUAGAUAGUUACCAUUUUCACCACCAGGUGGCUGAUCUAGGGUAAAUAAUAUUGCAG
Owenia fusiformis is the source of this 2827-nucleotide messenger RNA. The record is from the annotation of a GenBank genome assembly. NCBI's taxonomy places the organism in Eukaryota, Metazoa, Annelida, Polychaeta, Sabellida, Oweniidae.